AUGUCUAAAGAUUCAUCAAAUUUUGCUUGUAUCUUUGAUGUGGAUGGUGUUAUAACCAAAGGAUCGAAUGUCAUUCCUGCUGCUAAAUUGGCUAUCAAAAAAUUGGUUCAAUAUGAUAUUCCUCAUAUAUUUGUUUCUAAUACAUGUAUGUUGGAAACAGAAAAAGCCGAACAAUUGUCAAAUAUGCUCGAAGUUCCUAUUCUUCCUAAACAGGUUGUUUCGGCUCAUACACCCAUGCGUUGUCUAGAUGAAUAUCAUAACAAACAUGUGCUGAUAUGUGGACAGGGUGAAAUUGAAGAAAUUGCUCGAACAGUUGGUUUUAAAAACAUAACAACUAUUGACAAAUUAUGUGCAGCUUUUCCCGAAUUAGAUAUAAUCGAUCAUACACAUCGAAUUAAAUUAUGUGAAAUGAUAAAAAAUCAAGAUCUUAUUCAUAGUAAAGAUUUUCGUCCCAUUGACGCGGUUGUACUUCUUGGUGAACCUAUUCAUUGGGAAACAUCAUUACAACUUAUUACAGAUAUUCUCCUAAAUCAUGGUAAUCCAAAUGAUGCAGCCAAUUCUACUGGGAUCGGUCCACAUAUACCGAUCAUUGCAUGUAAUAAAGAUUUGGUAUUCAGGGCUUUUGCUGAUAUAGCUCGUUUUAGUCAUGGAGCUUUUUUGACAUGUCUUGAAGCAUUAUACAAUAAACACAGUAGUAAUGAUUUAAUGUAUACAGCACUUGUUGGUAAACCAUAUGAAAUUUCAUUUCAAUAUUCUGAAAUGAUGGCUAAUAAAUUAGCUCGUGCUAAAGGUCAACCAGAAAUUGAACGGAUUUAUUUCAUUGGAGAUAAUCCUGUAGUUGAUGUCGUUGGUGCUAAUCUCUAUAAUGCUUUACUUAAAAGACCUAAAUCAUCGAAUGGUAGUUUUACAGGAUGUGGACUUUUAACUCAUCCACGUCUAUUAAGUGCUAAAUCAUGUGAAUCCAUUCUAGUCUGUACGGGUGUAUAUGAUCCAACUAUACAUACGAUUAAUGCAAAACGACCAUGGGCAAUACCAACAACAAUCCAAUCCGAUGUAUUAGAAGCUGUCAAUUAUGUCUUAACUAAAGAACACAUUAUAUAA
Molecule: messenger RNA, 1101 nt
Organism: Rotaria sordida
Lineage: Eukaryota; Metazoa; Rotifera; Eurotatoria; Philodinida; Philodinidae
Source: the annotation of a GenBank genome assembly